Fusarium coffeatum is the source of this 912-nucleotide messenger RNA. RefSeq lists its product as uncharacterized. The record is from RefSeq and is a predicted model, not a curated record. Lineage: Eukaryota; Fungi; Ascomycota; Sordariomycetes; Hypocreales; Nectriaceae. Bases 1 to 912 code for a protein of 303 amino acids. Gene Ontology annotation, biological process: carbohydrate metabolic process. Gene Ontology annotation, molecular function: hydrolase activity, acting on carbon-nitrogen (but not peptide) bonds. The transcript is spliced from 4 exons.
AUGCCCAAAAGAAUUCUCGUCUCGUACGGUGUCGACGUUGAUGCAGUAGCCGGCUGGCUCGGUUCAUACGGCGGCCAGGAUUCUCCUAGCGACAUCUCACGAGGUCUCUUCGCCGGUACUCAUGGCGUUCGUCGCAUGCUCAAGCUCUUCAAGAAGUAUGAUAUCAAGGCGACAUGGUUUAUACCCGGUCAUAGUCUCGAGACAUUCCCAGAAGAGUGCGCAAUGGUUCGCGAUGCCGGUCAUGAGAUCGGGCUUCACGGCUACUCUCACGAAAACCCAUCAGACAUGACCCUCGAGCAGCAGCGCGAUGUUCUAGACAAGACUCAUAAAAUGCUAACCGAAUUCUGCGGGAAACUGCCCCGAGGAUCUGUUGCUCCUUGGUGGGAGACUAGUAAAGAGGGCGUUGAUCUGAUGCUUAGCUAUGGCAUUGAAUACGACCACUCUAUGUCCCAUGAUGAUUGUCAUAUGUAUUGGCUGCGAACGAAUGACAGCUGGACUAAGAUCGAUUAUACACAAAAGGCUGAGACGUGGAUGAAGCCUUUAGUCAAGGGCCAGGAAACAGGUCUUGUCGAAAUCCCGGCAAACUGCCUUCCACCGAUGAUGUUCGUCAAGAAAAGCCCCAACAGCCACGGCUGGGUCAACCCACGAGACGUUGAAGAGCUAUGGAGAGAUCACUUUGAUUACUUCUAUCGAGAGUACGCAGACGACCCGGACGAGAUCUGUGUCUUUCCCAUAACGGUCCAUCCCGAUGUGUCUGGCCGACCACAUGUGCUCCUAAUGCAUGAGAGACUUAUUGAGUAUAUCAACAAGCACGAGGGCGUUGAAUGGGUGACUAUGGAACAGAUGUGUGAUGAGUUUAAGAAGAAGAACAAGCCACCUAAGGGCGCUGUGAUGCCUAAGGCUCAGCAAUAG